AUGUUCAUCAUCAACUGGUUUUGGGAUGCCCUCAGCUAUCUCGGGCUUUCUCGCAAGAACGCAAAGAUUCUUUUCCUGGGUCUCGACAACGCCGGCAAAACCACACUCCUCCACAUGCUCAAAGACGACAAAGUCGCAACUCACGUGCCGACUCUUCAUCCGCACUCUGAAGAAUUGCUCAUUGGAAAGAUUCGUUUUCGAACCUUCGAUUUGGGAGGACACGAAACGGCUCGAAGAAUUUGGAAAGAUUAUUUCGCGACGGUAGAUGGAAUUGUUUUUCUGGUGGACGCUGCGGAUAGAACUCGAUUUCUGGAAGCUGCUGAGGAGCUUCGUCAGCUUAUGGAGAGCCAAGAACUUUCUACUGUACCAAUAGUGGUUUUGGGAAAUAAAAUUGAUGUUAGAAAUGCUGCUAGUGAAGAAGAGUUCCGACAAGCUUUGGGUUUACACUCUCAUACUACUUUUGGGAGGGAAAUUAAGUCGACCGCUGCUGCUCACGCUGCUCAGGAGUCGGGUAUUCGCCCCGUGGAAGUAUUCAUGUGCUCGUCGAAUUCCAAGAGAAUUCAGAUGCACAAGACUGCCAACGUCAUCUAG
Molecule: messenger RNA, 591 nt
Organism: Perkinsus marinus ATCC 50983
Lineage: Eukaryota; Perkinsozoa; Perkinsida; Perkinsidae
Product: small GTP-binding protein sar1, putative
Exons: 2
Coding region: 1-591 (196 amino acids)
Biological process (GO): intracellular protein transport; endoplasmic reticulum to Golgi vesicle-mediated transport; vesicle organization
Cellular component (GO): endoplasmic reticulum exit site; COPII vesicle coat
Molecular function (GO): GTPase activity; GTP binding
Source: RefSeq, a predicted model, not a curated record